CAGACGGCUAGAGGCCUUCAUUGCUGCACAUCCACAAAGCCGACGAACCAACGAACAAGCACCUGCACACAGCAUGUGCAUAUAAUAAAAGUAGAGGAGUCACUGCGCUGACGUGUAGUGAUGUCCGCAGCUGCCUUUCUUUUCCAAGAAGUACCAGUCUCGACGAUCCUUAUCCUGCUCGGUUUCCUCGUUCUUCUCAAUUUUGCUCGCACGCUCUUCACGAUUGCAUUGCGUGCCGGGCUAGUGGGAGAGAUUGCCAUCGGCCUAGUGUUUGGCACCCCGCUACUGGAUUUGCUUGGUGUUGGGCUUCAGGAGACCUUUGCUGCAUUAGGGUAUUUGGGGCUUCUUUCCAUUGUGUUUGAAGGUGGACUGGGAACGAACCUGAAACAAGCCAAGCGCAACAUUGGGCUAUCCCUGUUAGUUGGCACUACAGGCAUAUGUUUGCCGAUCGUAACAUGUAUCCUUUUCUUUCACUUUGGGUUCAGUUCUACAUUCUUGCAGGGGUUCACUGCUGGUGCGGCUUUGAGUGCCACCUCCCUUGGAACUACUUUCAGCAUUCUGGAGGAUGCAGGAUUAACUAAGACAAGGGUUGGGACUGUGCUAAUCAGCGCUGCUAUGUUUGACGAUGUGGUUGGGUUGGUGAUAUCGCAGGUCGUCCACGGACUUGCACAAGAUGCCCACCACGGCGCAAAUGCCAUAGGAUGGCAAAUUGGUCGUCCGAUACUCGCAUCAGCUGGGUUGCUCCUGGUAACCUACGUACUUGUUAAAGUAGGCUUGCUCAUCUUACCAGCACUUUUGGCCCGUAUGUCAUUGAGCAGCCGAGGCCACCAAUACUGGAGCGUCGUAGCAUUGUUCAUUUUACUCGUUGCAUUCAUCGCAAUAUCGUCCUACAGUGGCACGUCACAUCUCCUAGGGACAUUCUUGGCCGGGAUAUCACUCCGAGCAAUUGAAUCCGGUCUCACGCAAAAGACAGGAGCAGAACCACAUUGUGCCCCGUCACACAUAUUUGAGCGGCACAUUCGGCCGAUUCAAGAAUAUGUGUUUGCACCGCUUUUUUUUGCGACGAUUGGGUUCGCGAUACCUAUUCGAACAAUGUUUGAUGGAGAGACCUUGUGGAUGGGGCUUGUGCUGACAGUUUUGAUGACCGUUGCCAAAUGGCUGUCAGGGAUUUCGGUUUUGGUUUGGAAUUUAAGACCGAAAGAGAACUUGAUGGAUGAAGCAGCUCUGGAGAUCGUCGUGGGGCCAAAUUCUUUGGGUGAAUUCAAUUCCACAAGGGAAUUAGUUCCGAUGACGGUGCACGAAAAUGCAAACCUGGUUAGCCCAGAGUUUAAGCCCGAUACGCGCAAUCAGAAAGACGUGAAGCUUCUCCCGUUAAUGAUUCUCGGAUUCUCUAUGGUUUCCCGCGGAGAGAUAGGGCUCUUGAUAGCAAAUAUUGCUUACCCUAGUGUAUUAGACGAGCGUCUAUUCAAAGUUUCCAUAUGGGCGGUGUUGUUGUGUACUAUUAUUGGGCCAUUUGCCGUUGGGCACAUGGUAAAAAGUGGAGUAGUGGAGCGCUUGGGCAAGUGGGGAUGAAUGGUGUGCCAAUCGAAGAAACAAAAUAGAAGAAGAACUUCGGAUUGUGCGGACUGGAAGUUCUUCGUUUUCGUAGAGAGCAAAUGCAUGUAUAUGAUGAUUUUGAAAUUGAAAGGAGCGCUUUCAAUAUCAAAGACAUUCAUUCAUGGACGAA
Spizellomyces punctatus DAOM BR117 is the source of this 1726-nucleotide messenger RNA. RefSeq lists its product as uncharacterized. Bases 121 to 1572 code for a protein of 483 amino acids. Gene Ontology annotation, cellular component: membrane. The record is from RefSeq and is a predicted model, not a curated record. Gene Ontology annotation, biological process: proton transmembrane transport. Gene Ontology annotation, molecular function: antiporter activity. The transcript is spliced from 3 exons. NCBI's taxonomy places the organism in Eukaryota, Fungi, Chytridiomycota, Chytridiomycetes, Spizellomycetales, Spizellomycetaceae.